Rhea pennata is the source of this 3800-nucleotide messenger RNA. It is a transcript of the gene PTPA, whose product is annotated as protein phosphatase 2 phosphatase activator. The record is from RefSeq and is a predicted model, not a curated record. Gene Ontology annotation, molecular function: protein tyrosine phosphatase activator activity; peptidyl-prolyl cis-trans isomerase activity. The coding region runs from base 111 to 1076 and encodes 321 amino acids. Gene Ontology annotation, biological process: mitotic spindle organization. Gene Ontology annotation, cellular component: protein phosphatase type 2A complex; nucleus; cytoplasm. Lineage: Eukaryota; Metazoa; Chordata; Aves; Rheiformes; Rheidae. The transcript is spliced from 10 exons.
GCCGUGGGGCCGGGCGCCUUGCCCUGCUCAAAGAUGGCUGACGGCGGCCUCGGCUUGUCGGGAGGUGAGAGGUGAAAGGUGACAACGGCGGGUGGCCUGGCUCCAGGAAGAUGGCAGAGAGCGAGCGGCAGGCAGGCACCUCUGAGGAGGUGGCUCCUCAACUCCAGCAGAGCUUCAUGAUCCCCAAAAAGGAGAUAAACAUGGUUUCUGACAUGGCCAAAUGGAAGCGCUCUCAGGCUUAUGCAGAUUACAUGGGCUUCAUCCUCACCCUGAAUGAAGGUGUCAAGGGCAAGAAGCUGACCUGUGAAUACAAAGUCUCAGAGCCCAUUGAAAAACUGGUGGCUCUUCUGAACACCCUCGACAGAUGGAUCGAUGAAACUCCACCAGUGGAUCAACCUUCUCGCUUUGGGAACAAAGCCUUUAGGACCUGGUACGCCAAACUGGACCAGGAAGCAGAAAAGUUGGUGGCAACAGUGAUCCCCAAGCCUUUAGCUGACGCUGCACCGGAGGUAGCAGUGUACCUGAAGGAAUCGGUGGGGAACUCCACUCGCAUUGACUACGGCACAGGGCAUGAAGCUGCAUUUGCGGCCUUUCUCUGUUGCCUCUGCAAAAUCGGUGUUCUCAGAGUGGAUGACCAGAUGGCCAUUGUCUUUAAAGUGUUUAACAGGUACCUAGAAGUGAUGCGGAAACUUCAGAAGACCUACAGAAUGGAACCUGCUGGCAGCCAGGGUGUGUGGGGCUUGGAUGACUUCCAGUUUCUACCUUUCAUAUGGGGCAGUUCCCAACUAAUAGACCACCCAAAUCUGGAGCCUCGGCACUUUGUUGAUGAGAAGGUGGUAAAUGAAAACCAUAAGGACUUCAUGUUCCUGGAGUGCAUUCUCUUCAUUACAGAGAUGAAGACGGGCCCCUUCGCUGAGCACUCCAACCAGCUCUGGAACAUCAGCGCGGUACCUUCCUGGUCCAAGGUGAACCAGGGCCUCAUCCGCAUGUACAAGGCAGAGUGCUUGGAGAAGUUUCCUGUGAUCCAGCACUUCAAGUUUGGCAGCCUGCUCCCCAUCCAGCCUGUGACGUCCUAAGGAUGCUGCAGGAGGAGUCGAGGCAGCGGAGGCAUAGCGCGGCGCUCUUCCUCUUCCCCUCACCCCUUCCUCAUCACCUGGCCUGCCGCACAGCCCAUCCAUUCCUGCACAUCCUCAUCGGCAACCACAGAUCCAAAGCACUCUUCGGCCUUGCACGGGAGACGGGACUAAGAGCGACUCCUCCUGCAAGUCCCCGCCAUGGGGAUCUCUCACAAGUGACCAAGCCAGGGCUGUGCUUCUCCGCCCUGCCGUGGGCAGCUGGACUCCUGUCUGCGGAUCUGGGCAUGCAAACAGGGUUUGAGCAGGGGCUGCCUCGUGGAGAAGGCCUUCUGCUUUCCUUCCUGGGAGGAAGGGGGUGGGGAGGGGAGGAAGGCACGGGUAUAUGUUCUGGGCAGCAGUAACUGCAAUUUCCCGUUUCAAUUUCACUGAAGUUUCCUGUUGGUGUUUGGUUUGGGAAACCACUGUGAGGGGUGAGGUGUGAGCCUGCACCUGUUUGUAUGCAGCCGCCUUUGCUUGCAUGGGGUGUUCUUAAAAGGGUAAAGGAAGUUGUAGGGAAGGUCAGUGGGUUGCUGGAAGCCCAGGGUGACAUCUCUCCCUUAUUCUGGGUAAGGAAAGCCAUCUUCCUCCUCCCUCCAUCUCUCCUGCAGGGUUCCCUGAGUCUUCCUUUCACAUCACCAUCUCUUCUCUAAGGUGAAGCUAGGAGCCUUGUGGGCUGCAGGGAUCUAAACUGGCUCCAUAACUGGAGCCAAGGUCUCCAGAAGGCCCCAGCUCUGUGGGAGUGGCUAUGCAAAGACACAGCUUGAGCAGAGCUGGGUCAGGCUCCCUCCCCUCUGUAGUGGGGACAAAACCUCACAUGUUCUUACACAUUCGUUGCUGUUUAGGGAUCAGGUGGGUCCUGCCCUGCCUUCUGCACUGCCCUUUUCCUUUUAGGCGCUUUGCUGCCCUGCAGCUGGGCUGGCCUCAAUGGCACGAGGUGACUGUGGCUGCUACUGCUUGGUCAUAAAUUGCAGUCACAGCCCCAUAGCAAAGGGAUUUUCCCAUGAAGCAGCAUGUUCCCCAGCACUUUCAGGGAGGCAUGCCCAGAGCAAAGGCACCAUGGGGGCAAGCAUGCAGCUUUACAUAUAUUUAUAAAACAGUGCUAAAGCACAUAAAUAGACGAGGACAACUAUUUACAUCUGGAGAAAGCUCUUUCCUUUCCUCAUUGUCUGCUGGUGCUGCUGUACUGGUCCUCAGAUGGAGGGACCACACAUCCAGUACCACGAGCAGCAGCGUCCGGAAGGCAGGUGAAUGAAUGGGGACACGAUCCAGACCAUACUGACACUAUUACUAGGAGGGCAGAAGCUAUUGGUGGUGAGUUUGAGAGGAGCUGUCAUGUCCACAUGUCUGACCAAGGUGCUCUACAAGUUCCGGCUGGUGGUGGGGGCUCUUUCUCCUUGGGGUUCCCAUGCUGGAUGUGGAGGUGAGAAUGAUCUGGCCCAGUGUUUGCUGGAUGUUGGGGACAGCGGGGAUCCUUUCCCUGGCAUUGUCCUGGGCUGCACAGAGGGGGCUGGUGCUACCUUCAGUCAGGCUGCUCAGCUUUUGGUGCUGCACUGCUUUACUGUUACUGUUGGGGGGGAGCCUGUUUUCAUUUCUCUUUUUUUAUUUAUUUUUUUAACUAUUUUUCGCUGCCAGACCUAGCUACGUGCUCUUAUAAAAGGUUCUCUCAGAUGCUAUGGGGAGGGAGAGCAAGAAGAGUCUAAGAGGCAGUGAGAUGCAGGUGUCUGUAGAGCUAAAGCAGAGCUUUCUAUCUGGCACUGCUACUGUCCUGUCUCCUCCACUGCUUGGCCAGGGGCAGUUUGUCAUCUGUGUGGGACAGUAGCAAGCUUUCUACCUAAAGCAACUUUACAGAAUUGCAUUUUAAAUGGAAGUGAAGGAGACUCAAGUUAAGUCUUACUCCUAAAUCAUUCAUGGGAUGUGUGUGUCAAUUUGGCUUUCUAAAUAAAUCCACUCGAGGAGUGGUGCUGCCUUGCUUCUUGGGACCUGAGUGGUCUGUUUCUGGCGGAGCAGUUCAGCAGCCCCAACCUGGAGCAGGAAACUCGGGCUUCUCGGUCUUUGUCCUCUCUCCCUGCUGAUGGCUUUUGACAAGUGCCACGAGGCUGCAAACAGCUGUACAGCAUCUGGGCAGUGCUGGUUUUCAAGGUUUCUCAAAGCUUCCCUGGGGAUUUGAACUUGUCUCUCCCAGUAAUUUUAUGGAAAUGGGGCUUCUGUGUAAAAAGGUGAAUGGAAAGGUUGACACCCACACUCCAGAUGCAGGGAGGGACACCAAGGAUGUGACACAGAGCACCAGAAAAAGGGUAGGGAGGUGUUUCCUUCCACUGCAGCUGCAUCCAGUAUGUGUACCUGGGCUUGGGACUUCCCAAGGAAGUAGGAAGAGGCUUAUGUGGAGCUCUGUUUCUUGCUUGCCUGAGUCUGCAUAUUUGUCCUAUUAGGGAUUUUUGGACCUUAUGCAGUUAAUUCAUGUUUGGAUCGCAUCAACCCACUUGGGACGUGCCUCCUGUAGCGUGACAGUUGGCUGCUCAUGUUCCUCCAACUCCCACCAGCAUCCACCGCUGGCCCACGGGGCUCUGCUCCUCUCUCAGUAGGUCUGCAUAUGUAGCAGUGCCCAGGGCUGCUCGAUGUCUAAAGCAGUGCUCCCCCACCUCCAAUGUUGUGGUUUUAAUUAAAAUCCCUGUGUUUUGCACCGGU